Pungitius pungitius (ninespine stickleback) is the source of this 2301-nucleotide messenger RNA. RefSeq names its product metallophosphoesterase 1 (gene mppe1). The transcript has 9 exons. Gene Ontology annotation, molecular function: phosphoric diester hydrolase activity. Bases 301 to 1485 code for a protein of 394 amino acids. Lineage: Eukaryota; Metazoa; Chordata; Actinopteri; Perciformes; Gasterosteidae. The record is from RefSeq and is a predicted model, not a curated record. Gene Ontology annotation, cellular component: endoplasmic reticulum-Golgi intermediate compartment. Gene Ontology annotation, biological process: endoplasmic reticulum to Golgi vesicle-mediated transport; GPI anchor biosynthetic process.
CUGUUCAGACCUGAAAGGAGCGAUUUGGCUGCUCUUCAGCGGCAUUCUGCCGCUCCUGUCGACUCCCUCUCUCUCUCUCUCUCUCUCUCUCUCCCUCUCUCUCAAAGCAGAGGGGUUUCUUUUAUAUAUAUACAAUUGACUUUUUAUUUCGUAUGCUAAAUUCCUCGGGACUCGACGAGGAGCUUUCCGUUGCAUCGCCAGCCAGCCUCGGGGUCUGGAAGAGGGGAAGAUGCCUGAUGGAGCGCUCCAUCACCGCCAGUGCGCCACUUCAGGGCACCCCGUGCGCCGGAUAACGACGAGAUGCCGAGGUUUAGCGUCAGGGGGACGGUGGCGGCGGUGCUGAUCGUCCUGGUCGUCGGCGCUUUCUUUUUCUGCGAGUAUCUGAUCUACUUCCCGACCAUCCUCAAGUGCGCCUGGCCGAAGACCAGCCAUGCCCGCGGGGGAGAGGGCAUCGACGGCCGGCUGGCGGACUCGGCGGUGCGCGCCAUGGUGCUGUCGGACACCCACCUCCUCGGAGCCGUCGGCGGACACUGGUUCGACAAGCUGAGGAGGGAAUGGCAGAUGGAGAGGGCUUUCCAGACCGCUCUGUGGCUGCUCAAGCCCGAAAUAGUGUUUAUUCUCGGGGAUAUCUUCGACGAAGGCAAGUGGAGCUCGCCGAAGCACUGGGAGGACGACGUGCGGCGCUUCCACAGGAUGUUCAGACACUCCCCGGACACGGAACUGGUCGUGCUGGUCGGCAACCACGACAUCGGCUUCCAUUACGAGAUGGACUGGUUCAAGCUGCAGCGCUUCGAGAAGGUCUUCAACGCUUCCUCCACCAGGAUCGUCACCAAGAAGGGAGUCAACUUCCUGCUGGUGAACAGCGUGGCCCUGCACGGCGACGGGUGUCCCAUCUGCCAGUCGGUGGAGAAGGAGCUGAUCAAACUCUCCAGGGACCUCAACUGUUCCCUUCAGAGCUCCCAGUCGGGCGACGGAGUGACGGACAGCUGCGAGGCCACGCGCCUCUACCCUCCCUCCCCCCCCAUCAUGUUACAGCACUACCCUCUGUUCAGAGUGAGCGAUGCCACCUGCACGGGCCUGGACGCCGCGCCGCCGGAAGAGCGCCACCUGCUGUUCAGAGAGAAGUACGACGUGCUGUCUAAGGAGGCCUCGCAGAGGCUGCUGCAGUGGUUUAAGCCCCGCCUCAUCCUGAGUGGACACACCCACAGCGGAUGUGAGGUUCUCCAUGACAACAAGUACCCUGAAAUCAGCGUGCCGUCCUUCAGCUGGAGGAACAGAAACAACCCGAGCUUCAUCCUGGCGUCGGUGUCCCCCGGCAGCUUCGCUCUGUCCAAAUGCUUCCUGCCGGAGGAGAGCACGGUGAUCGGCGUGUACUGCUCGGCCGGGGCCUGCAUGCUGAUGCUCGUCCUGGCCCACUGCCUGUGGAUGAAAGGCCUGCUGCAGUGUCUCAGCCUGUGCCUGCUGGGCAAGCACAAGUCCAUGUGAGCCCCCCCCGGUUACCCAGGGUGCACCGGGACAAGGGUGCAGAGGAGCGCAAUGGACCCUCGGUGAAAUGCAAGACGGGAGGAUUCAAAAAAAGAAAUGUUGUUUUGCACAACCUCGGUUCCUUCUUCCGAGCGUUUUUUUUACGGCACCGCGAAGGAGCGUCUGAACGGGACCGUCACCUCGGAUACGAUGAUGUGGUCAUAGCCUGUGGUGACAAGACACAAGUUGGGCCUACUUGUGGUUACAGAUCAUCAACCGUGUUUCAUCUUCCUUUGGAGUGCCAGACGGAUGCAGCUCACCAAAACAAAGCUUUUUCCUGGCUGAACUAUUAGAAAACACACACACACACACACUCACACACACACACAAAGACUAUUCAGUACAUAUUUGAACUUUACACUGCUCCUCUCACCUCCCUUUGUUUCUGCUGUCGAUGUCUGAUGUUUUUAUGAUGCAUAUGUGGAUAUAUUCAUUGAUGACUCUCCAUGCCAAAUGAUUGUGAGGGGCUUUGCCAAGUUGUUGAAACGUUUCUAAGGAACAGUAAAUAAUACAUAAGAAGCUAAAAGCUCUUGUUUUUUUUUUAGAGAGUUUUGGCUCCAGCAAGAGGGUGGUAAUGUUAGAAGUAUGAUCAAUCAUCAGCAGCCAUGUCACGCAAUGGAUGAUUACAAAAUAUCCCCCCUGUCCUCAAUUCUAAUCCAGGAAUCGGCAUCAGAAGUGGACACGACGUCACGAUUGUAAGAUUAUUUAUGAUUGAAACACAAAAUCAUGUCAAAUAAAAAGUUGUAAAAGAAGUAAAAAAAUAUUGGGUACAUCUUC